This is a messenger RNA of Schistocerca gregaria, 1258 nucleotides long. RefSeq names its product adrenodoxin-like protein 1, mitochondrial (gene Fdx1). Gene Ontology annotation, biological process: P450-containing electron transport chain; positive regulation of oxidoreductase activity. The record is from RefSeq and is a predicted model, not a curated record. Gene Ontology annotation, molecular function: 2 iron, 2 sulfur cluster binding. The coding region runs from base 190 to 807 and encodes 205 amino acids. Gene Ontology annotation, cellular component: mitochondrion. NCBI's taxonomy places the organism in Eukaryota, Metazoa, Arthropoda, Insecta, Orthoptera, Acrididae. The transcript is spliced from 6 exons.
GGCGCAAAUAUCUGCGCAGAUAGAUCGUUGCGCGCUAACUUGCCUGAAUACAGUGCAAAAUCGUUGUCACAUACGAAGUGCUGCUGUGUCUAAUGUCUCUGAUUCACAGUAUCGUGGUAUAGUAUUGUGGCGGCGUAGGAUUUGGUUGUUGUAUGUGUUGAUUUCAUCAAACAAUUUGAGUUGUGCGUAAUGUCAUGUCGUAUUGCUAAUUUAAUGGUCUCGUCAUUACUCCGUCUACGUAGAGCAGGAAAAUUUGUAACACCAGAUCGUUUAUCAAAGAGAAAAUUUCAUAUAACCAGCAGUGUUUCCCAUGGAGAAUAUGAAUGGAAAGAUCCACAGUCUGAGGAAGAAGUUGUUGCCUGCAUUGAUCAAAAUACAGUCCUCACAAAGUUUAUAAAGCUGGGGAAAAUUAGGAACAUGCGAAGCUGUACAAACCAUAGGACUGAUCUUAGAAGAGUUAAUGUGACAUUCAUAGAUAAAGAUGGAAACGAAAUAAAAGUACGAGGGAAAGUUGGUGACAAUGUCCUGUAUUUGGCUCAUAGAUAUGGAAUUGAGAUGGAAGGUGCUUGUGAAGCAUCGUUAGCUUGCACAACUUGCCAUAUUUAUGUGCUUGGAGAUUAUUUGGACAAACUUCCACCUGCUGAAGAACAAGAAGAGGACCUGCUUGAUCUUGCUCCCUUUCUUAAGGAAAAUUCAAGACUAGGUUGCCAGAUAAUUUUGAAAAAGGAGUAUGAUGGCAUGGUUCUUCAGCUUCCAAAAGCAACCCGAAACUUUUAUGUUGAUGGACACAAACCAAAGCCUCACUAAAGUGUUCACUUAACUAUAUGAACAUAUUAGUGCCUGUGUAGAUAUUUUUUUUGUGUGUGUGUUUUUUUAAUGUACUCUAUGGCUACAGUUUUGUAUAAAAAUGUUGUGCUCCAUUGUAAUGGGAAUCUCACAUAGAAAGCAAGUAUAGACAUAAAUGUUGUAAAUAUAUUGUAAUGAAGAGUAAUUGUAAAGUAAUUUGCAACAGUAUUUCAUGAAAAGAAAAUAUUUUGUAAGAGAUGUAAAUAUAUGUAUAUUGCAUAUUAACUGCAUUGUUUGUGAACUUUAUUUAAGAAAUGAACUAACAUUCAAGUUUUAAAUCUGAAUUAUCUUAUACAGUGUACCAGUGAUCAAUGUUUACAAGACACUAACUCUGGCCAAGUCAUAGAAAUUAGAACUAUUAACUUAUAAAGCAUUUAGAAUAUGUGACACAAUAAUAAACCAAUUCUUGUGC